Messenger RNA from Triticum aestivum (bread wheat), 1687 nucleotides. Its product is annotated as DNA-directed RNA polymerase subunit beta''-like. The record is from RefSeq and is a predicted model, not a curated record. NCBI's taxonomy places the organism in Eukaryota, Viridiplantae, Streptophyta, Magnoliopsida, Poales, Poaceae. The coding region runs from base 386 to 1687 and encodes 433 amino acids. Gene Ontology annotation, biological process: DNA-templated transcription. Gene Ontology annotation, molecular function: DNA-directed RNA polymerase activity; DNA binding. The transcript has a single exon.
UAAUCUCCAAAUUUGACUUGUCAAUUUUAUUUCUCAUGAAAAUAGCAAGUUAACUCAAAGAAUUUAUCACACAAAUAGUCAAUUUGUUAGAACUUGCUUAGUAGUGAAUUGGGAACAAGAAGAAAAAGAAAAGGCUGGUGCUUCCCUUGUUGAGGUAAGAGCAAAUGAUCUUAUUCGCGAUUUCCUAAGAAUUGAGUUAGUCAAGUCCACUAUUUCGUAUACACGAAAAAGGUAUGAUAGGACAAGUGCAGGACCGAUUCCCCAUAAUAGGUUAGAUCGCGCCAAUAUCAAUUCUUUUUAUUCCAAGGCGAAGAUUGAAUCACUUAGCCAACAUCCAGAAGCUAUUGGCACUUUGUUGAAUCGAAAUAAAGAAUACCACUCUUUGAUGAUUUUGUCGGCAUCCAACUGUUCUCGAAUUGGUUUAUUCAAGAAUUCAAAACAUCCCAAUGCGAUAAAAGAAUGGAAUCCUAGAAUUCCUAUUCGAGAAAUUUUUGGGCCCUUAGGCGCUAUUGUAGCUAGUAUAUCGCAUUUUUCUUCAUCUUACUAUUUACUAACGCAUAAUAAAAUCCUGUUAAAAAAAUAUUUGUUCGUUGACAAUUUAAAACAAACCUUCCAAGUACUUCAAGAACUUAAAUACUCUUUAAUAGAUGAAAAUAAAAGGAUUUCUAAUUUCGAUAGUAACAUAAUGUUGGAUCCAUUCCUUUUGAAUUGUCACUUUGUCCAUCAUGAUUCUUGGGAAGAGACAUUGGCAAUAAUUCACCUUGGACAAUUUAUUUGUGAAAAUGUAUGUCUAUUUAAAUCGCACAUAAAAAAAUCCGGUCAAAUUUUCAUUGUAAAUAUGAAUUCCUUUGUUAUAAGAGCAGCUAAACCUUAUUUGGCCACUACAGGAGCAACUGUUAAUGGUCAUUAUGGAGAAAUCCUUUACAAGGGAGAUAGGUUAGUUACGUUUAUAUAUGAAAAAUCGAGAUCUAGUGACAUAACGCAAGGUCUUCCAAAAGUGGAACAAAUCUUUGAAGCGCGUUCAAUUGAUUCAUUAUCCCCGAAUCUCGAAAGGAGAAUUGAGGAUUGGAAUGAGCGUAUACCAAGAAUUCUUGGGGUCCCUUGGGGAUUCUUGAUUGGAGCUGAGCUAACCAUAGCCCAAAGUCGUAUCUCUUUGGUUAAUAAAAUCCAAAAGGUUUAUCGAUCCCAAGGGGUACAGAUCCAUAAUAGACAUAUAGAGAUUAUUAUACGCCAAGUAACAUCAAAAGUGCGGGUUUCCGAAGAUGGAAUGUCUAAUGUUUUUUCGCCUGGGGAAUUAAUCGGACUAUUGCGAGCGGAACGAGCAGGGCGAGCUUUGGAUGAAUCGAUCUAUUAUCGGGCAAUCUUAUUGGGAAUAACAAGGGCUUCCCUGAAUACCCAAAGUUUCAUAUCUGAAGCAAGUUUUCAAGAAACUGCUCGAGUUUUAGCAAAAGCUGCCCUACGAGGUCGCAUUGAUUGGUUGAAAGGCUUGAAAGAAAACGUAGUUCUGGGGGGGAUUAUACCUGUUGGUACCGGAUUCCAAAAAUUUGUGCAUCGUUCCCCACAAGACAAGAACCUUUAUUUCGAAAAAAAAAAUCUAUUCGCGUCGGAAAUGAGAGAUUUUUUGUUUCUCCAUACAGAAUUAGUUUCUUCAUAUUCUAACGUAACAAACAAUUUUUAUGAGACAUAA